Bufo bufo (common toad) is the source of this 3254-nucleotide messenger RNA. RefSeq names its product hexokinase HKDC1-like. Gene Ontology annotation, molecular function: D-glucose binding; mannokinase activity; fructokinase activity. Gene Ontology annotation, biological process: glucose 6-phosphate metabolic process; intracellular glucose homeostasis; glycolytic process. The transcript has 18 exons. The record is from RefSeq and is a predicted model, not a curated record. Gene Ontology annotation, cellular component: cytosol; mitochondrion. Bases 79 to 2838 code for a protein of 919 amino acids. NCBI's taxonomy places the organism in Eukaryota, Metazoa, Chordata, Amphibia, Anura, Bufonidae.
CGGAUGUGGACCCUUCUACAUUAGAACUUUACUUUAGAGUUUUUUACUAGACUAUUCCUUUAUACUCUUUGGUCUAAAAUGUUUGCGGUACAUUUAGUGUCGUUCUGGUUCACAAAACUAAAAGAAGAUCAGAUAAAGAAGGUUGAUCGAUUCUUGUACCAUAUGCGUCUGUCAGAUGAAACUCUGAUGAAUAUUAUGGCACGUUUCCAAGCAGAGAUGGAUAAAGGCCUGAAGAAAGAUACCAACUCAACCGCUUCAGUCAAGAUGUUACCAACAUAUGUCAGGUCAACUCCUGAUGGAUCUGAAAAGGGGGACUUUCUUGCCCUCGAUCUCGGUGGUUCAAAAUUCAAAGUUCUUAGGGUGAAAGUAUCUGAAGAUGGAACACAGAAUGUUCAGAUGGACAGUCAGUUUUAUCCAACCCCCAGUGAAAUAAUAAAUGGAAGCAAAGCUGAACUCUUUGAUUAUGUUGCGAACUGUCUGGGUGAUUUCAUGAAGAAAAGACAGAUAACAGAAAAGCUUCCACUCGGUUUCACCUUCUCAUUUCCUUGCAAGCAGACCCGACUUGAUGAGGGCGUCUUGAUAUCAUGGACAAAAGACUAUAAAGUAAGAGGAGUUCACCAAACUGAUGUAGUAAAUACACUGAGGAAAACGCUGAAGAAGAAAAAGUACACCAAUGUGGAUGUCCUGGCUUUGGUGAAUGACACAGUAGGCACCAUGAUGACCUGUGGAUAUGAUGACCAGUUGUGCGAAGUUGGCGUCAUUGUAGGGAGCGGUACAAAUGCCUGUUACAUGGAGAAUCUGAGUAACAUUGACCUGGUGGAAGGGGAUGAAGGGCGGAUGUGCAUUAAUACAGAGUGGGGAGCUUUUGGAGAUGACGGUGCCUUAGAUGACAUCAGAACAGGUUUUGAUAAUGAAAUAGAUUUAGGAUCAGUGAACCCUGGCAAGCAAUUAUUUGAGAAGAUGAUCAGUGGCUUGUACAUGGGAGAACUCGUCCGACUCAUUCUGUUAAAGAUGGCAAAGAAAGGUCUUCUGUUCGGUGGCAAGGUCUCUAAUGCUCUCCGUACCAAGGGAAAGAUAGAAACAAGUCAAGUGGCCUCCAUGGAAAAAUAUAAUGAAGGGCUAUAUAACACUAGACAAAUAUUACUUGACCUUGGGAUGGAACCGUCAGAAGAUGACUGCAUUGCUGUCCAGCAUGUCGCCACUAUAGUAUCAUUCCGAUCGGCCAACUUGUGUGCAGCUGCCCUGGCUGCCAUCCUGACACGACUUCGUGAAAACAAGAAGUUGGAUAGGAUGAGGAUAACUGUUGGAAUGGAUGGCACAGUUUAUAGAACACAUCCCCAGUAUGCUAAACGACUACACAAGGUUGUAAGGAGACUGGUUCCUAAUUGUGAUGUGCGAUUCCUUCUCUCAGAAAGCGGCAGUGGUAAAGGAGCGGCUAUGGUAACAGCCGUGGCUUGUAGGUUGUUCUCCCAACACAAGCAGAUUGAUGAGGUUCUAGAUCUGCUUCAUAUUUCAGAUGAGAAACUUGCAGAUAUUAAAUUAAGGAUGAUCACAGAGUUAAAAUAUGGACUUAAGAAAGAAACUCAUGACUCCGCAACUGUGAAAAUGUUACCAACUUAUGUUUAUGGAACACCAGAUGGGACAGAGCAUGGAAAAUUUCUAGCUCUGGACUUAGGAGGAACAAAUUUUCGGGUUUUGCUAGUCAAAAUCAGGAGUGGGAGAAGACGUUAUGUAAGGAUGUACAACAAGAUCUUUGCUAUCCCACUAGAAAUAAUGCAAGGCACUGGGGAAGAGCUGUUUGACCACAUUGUGGAAUGUAUCGCAGAAUUCCUAGACUACAUGGGAAUUAAAGGUGCCCCACUGCCCCUGGGAUUUACAUUUUCCUUCCCAUGUAAACAAGAUCGUAUUGACAAGGGGACAUUAGUUGGAUGGACAAAAGGUUUCAAAGCCACUGACUGUGAAGGACAGGAUGUAGUAGACAUGUUGAGAGAAGCCAUUAAGAGAAGGAAUGAAUUUGACUUAGACAUUGUGGCUAUUGUCAAUGACACUGUGGGAACCAUGAUGACCUGUGGAUAUGAAGAUCCAGACUGUGAGAUUGGGCUCAUUGCAGGUACUGGGAGCAAUGUGUGUUAUAUGGAAGAAAUGAAGAACAUUGAAUUCAUAGAUGGAGAUGAAGAGAAAAUGUGUAUUAACACAGAAUGGGGAGGAUUUGGGGAUAAUGACUGUUUAUCCGACAUUCAGACACAAUAUGAUAUACGUGUUGAUGAAAAAUCAUUAAAUUCUGGCAAACAAAGAUAUGAGAAGAUGACCAGUGGAAUGUACCUUGGAGAAAUUGUGAGACAGAUACUGAUUGACCUAACCAAACGUGGCCUCUUAUUCCGAGGACAGAUUUCUGAACGGUUGAGGACAAAAGGAAUAUUUGAAACAAAAUUUAUCUCUCAAAUAGAAAGUGAUCGUCUAGCUCUCCUCCAGGUCCGGAAGAUCCUUCAACAGCUUGGUUUAGAUAGUACAUGUGAUGAUAGUAUUAUAGUGAAAGAAGUUUGUGGUGCAGUGUCAACAAGAGCAGCAAAGUUAUGUGGAGCUGGCUUGGCUGCCGUUGUGGAUAAAAUCCGAGAAAACCGUGGUCUGGACUAUCUUAAAACUACAGUCGGUGUUGAUGGGACUUUGUACAAGUUACACCCUCAUUUCUCUAGAAUCCUACAAGAAACCGUGAAGAAGUUGUCACCACAAUGUGAUGUGACAUUUAUCCUAUCUGAAGAUGGCAGUGGGAAGGGAGCAGCUCUAAUCACUGCAGUGGCCAAACGUUUCCACAGUCAAGAGGAACCAGGCAAGAAUUAAAAACAGGUUACCAAAAGAGAAGGCAAAGAGUUACAAUAAUAACUAUUGAGGUUCUGCAGGUGCUCUGAAGUUUAGUGUGAACUGUUAGGACAUUGUAAAGGAUAAUAAUGAAAAAUAUAUGAACACUGUUCCACUUUUUUAUUGUUCAUUUGCUUUCUAUUUGCUAAAUUUUCAAUAAAAAUUACCUACCAUUUUGAUGCUGUAUAGUCUGUGUAACGCCCUCACAUACUGGCCCUGCUGCUUUCUGACACAGAUCAACUAUUCCUGGCUGUGUUAUCUCUCUCUGCUUGUCUGCUCCCUUCUCUUAGUGUUCAAGGUACCACCAGGGAGGAGGUAGAAGAUAUAUCAUAGCAGAUCAGUGUGUGGAUUGGGAGGAAGCAUCUAAGUUUUCAAAGGCAUAGACUGUCUUGUAUCAG